AGAUAAAUCAGCCAUGAAAUGGUGCUGAGAAACAUGCUCACGAUCAAUCUUUUAUGGCUUUUGCUGGCACCCCUUUUCUUCUCCACUACCGCUGCCGCUGCCACCGCAAAGCAGGGCUGCGACUCCAAAUGUGGAGAUUUAACUGUCCCCUACCCUUUUGGAAUUGGUCUAGGAAAAAAUUGUUCAAUAGGCUCACGGUUUGACGUAAACUGUGACACAUCUUUCAACCCUCCAAAGCCCUUCGUUGCCAAAAGCAUAGUGGAGAUUAUCAAUAUAUCGUCCGACGAACUACGUGUCAAGAAUUGGGUAGCAUUUAAAUGCUAUACAGAAACCGGUAACAUAAACGGCAGCCGUUCCAUAGGCAUUAAUUUCACAGGAACUCCUUAUAGCUUGGCCGAUUCGAACAAGUUCACAGUUGUCGGCUGCGACGACCUGUCGGUGAUCAGUGGACGAGGUGGCAGGAGUUUCAGAAGCGGCUGCCUGUCUGUUUGUUCCGAAAGGGAAGAUUUCAUUGAUGAAUUAUGUACAGGAAUUGGUUGUUGCCAAACUUCUAUACCAAAAGGCCUACAGGCUAUUUCUUAUUCAGUAACAACCGUCAAUAAUCAUACAAAUGUCUCGUCAUUUAAUCCCUGUGGUUACGCUUUUCUUGGAGAUCAGGAUGUAUUUAAAUUUCGGAAGUCAGAUUUUUCUGAUGAAGGUUUUCUGAAUAGAACAAUGGAAGAUGUUCCAAUAGUGAUUGAUUGGGCCAUUGGGAAUCAGAAUUGCAGUGACGCCAAAAAGUCUACUGAUUAUGCCUGUCUUCAGAAUAGUGUUUGUGUUGAUUCAGACACGGGUCUAGGUGGAUAUCGUUGUCAUUGCUCAACAGGAUACGAGGGCAAUCCGUAUCUAAGUCCAGGCUGCACAGACAUUGAUGAAUGCAAGAAUAAUCCAUGCAACGAAAACGGAAUUUGCACUAAUAUUCCUGGUAACUUCAGCUGUACCUGCAAACAUGGUUACUACGGUGAUGGCACAAAAAAUGACCGUGGAUGCAUUUCUGAGAACUCUCAGUUCCCAAUAAUCAAGUUCUUACUAGGUUUUAGCACUGUCUUCGUGUCGAUAAUCAUUGCUGUGACAUGGAUAUAUUUUAGCAUCAAGAAAAGAAAGCUUGUUAGAAUGAGAGAGAAAUUAUUCCAUCAAAAUGGUGGUCUGCUUUUGAAGCAGCGAAUUUCUUCAAAUGAGGAUGGAAUAGAAUCAACUAAAAUAUUUUCUGCUGAAGAACUUGAAAAGGCCACCAACAAGUAUGCUGAAGAUCGGAUUCUUGGCAGAGGUGGCUAUGGUACUGUCUAUAAAGGAAUUCUACGUGAUGAACGUGUAGUGGCGGUCAAGAUAUCAAGAAUAAUGGAUGAGAAUCAAAUUGAGCAAUUCAUAAAUGAGGUGAUUAUUCUUACUCAAGUUAAACAUCGAAAUGUGGUGAAACUGUUGGGAUGUUGUUUGGAGGCUGAAGUUCCUCUUCUGGUAUAUGAAUAUGUUUCAAAUGGUGCACUUUUUCACCAUAUACACGAUAAUGGUGAAAUGCCUUGGUUUUCAUGGGUAAAUAGAUUAAAAAUUGCUGCUGAUGCCGCGGGUGCAUUAUCCUAUCUUCAUUCUUCAGCUUCUAUGCCUAUUAUUCAUCGAGAUGUCAAGUCAAGCAACAUAUUGUUAGACAAUACAUACACUGCUAAAAUAUCAGAUUUUGGAGCGUCAAGAUUGGUUCCCUUAGAUCAAACGCAAGUAACGACACUGGUUCAAGGAACCCUAGGUUAUUUGGAUCCUGAGUACUUCCAAACCAGCCAAUUAACUGAAAAAAGUGAUGUUUACAGCUUUGGGGUGGUUCUUGCUGAACUCUUGACAAGAAAGAAACCUCUUUCACCUACAAAAUCUGGAGAAGAAAAGAAUUUGGCUACAUAUUUCAUCGCGUCCGUUAAAGAAGAUAGAUUAUUUCAAAUUCUUGAGCCUCGUAUUUUGAGGGAAGGUAGUUUUGAACAACUCCAAGCCAUUGGGGAGUUAGUGAAAAGAUGCCUAAACUUGAAGGGCGAUAAAAGACCAACAAUGAAAGAAGUGGCAAUGGAGUUGGAAGGAUUGAGGAAAUUUACAAGACAUCCUUGGAAUCAACAAAGAAAUGCAGAAGAAAAUAUGGCAUUGUUGAGUGAACAAUCAGACCUAUAUGAUAUCACAAUGACAAAUCAAGAAUGCACCACUUCUGCACAAGAUAGUUUGCAUAUUGAUAUGAUUUUUCCGAGCAACAAUCCCCGCUAAGUGUGAUCUGUGUUCAGUGAAAUCCCACAUGCAUAUGUGAAUGUUGACAAGUAUAGUUUUAGUAAGCUGAAAGUAUCGUUCCCACGAUGAAUUGAUUUGAGUUGAAUUGUAUUUAUUUGAAAAGAAACUCGAAUUUAAUCCAAUCACAAGAUUGAAAUGA
Olea europaea var. sylvestris is the source of this 2434-nucleotide messenger RNA. RefSeq names its product putative wall-associated receptor kinase-like 16. Gene Ontology annotation, cellular component: plasma membrane. The record is from RefSeq and is a predicted model, not a curated record. Gene Ontology annotation, molecular function: protein serine/threonine kinase activity; calcium ion binding; polysaccharide binding. The coding region runs from base 19 to 2274 and encodes 751 amino acids. The transcript is spliced from 4 exons. NCBI's taxonomy places the organism in Eukaryota, Viridiplantae, Streptophyta, Magnoliopsida, Lamiales, Oleaceae. Gene Ontology annotation, biological process: cell surface receptor signaling pathway; protein phosphorylation.